AUGGAACAAGGCAACGGAGUUGGUGAUUUUCACCCGCCACUGCUGUCGGUUAGGAGGUUGAGGAUGAUGGAGUACCCUGCCUCUCAUCCUCCACCGAGACAAUGUCCUCGUUGUCAUUCUAAUGACACCAAAUUUUGCUAUUUUAACAACUACAACAUGAAUCAACCAAGAUAUUGCUGUCGGGCAUGCAAGCGCCACUGGACUCAUGGUGGCAUUCAACGUGACAUCCCCAUUGGCGGCAAGUCCAACAAGGGAAGGAAAUCCACCAACAGGUACAAGAAUAAGAGGGUCCAACCAUCGCUACCUCAACUCCAACCACCUUGUCCACAAGCAAAUGUGGAUCCUCUAGCUUUCGGUCCUUUGGCGCUUCCUCCGAUUGUGACACCUUAUCGCGUUGAAAAUGGGUAUCUCAAUAUGGUAAACCCACUGAGAACUAUUGAGCCACCAUAUAACUCAAGCCAAAACGCUUUCCAGCCUACUUUGCAUUAUGAUUCAAGGUCACAUAAUUUAUUUUUGAACAAUAAUGAUGGAGCUAGUUCAUCUAACCUCAUUCCAUUGAAUGCCUCCGUAAACAGCAGCACCACUAGUGGAUACACAAAUAUUGGUUGGGGUUCAUUGAUAGCGAACCCAAAUGAUUGGUUGGACUUCCCCCGUAGCUUUGACCCAUCAACAUGA
Molecule: messenger RNA, 675 nt
Organism: Ipomoea triloba (trilobed morning glory)
Lineage: Eukaryota; Viridiplantae; Streptophyta; Magnoliopsida; Solanales; Convolvulaceae
Product: dof zinc finger protein DOF4.5-like
Exons: 1
Coding region: 1-675 (224 amino acids)
Biological process (GO): regulation of DNA-templated transcription
Molecular function (GO): DNA binding; DNA-binding transcription factor activity
Source: RefSeq, a predicted model, not a curated record